Molecule: messenger RNA, 689 nt
Organism: Ananas comosus (pineapple)
Lineage: Eukaryota; Viridiplantae; Streptophyta; Magnoliopsida; Poales; Bromeliaceae
Product: glutelin type-B 5-like
Exons: 1
Coding region: 105-689 (194 amino acids)
Source: RefSeq, a predicted model, not a curated record
UCUUUUUCGAAAUGAGGUACCACCACUCAACGUGUCUCUUACGUACGUACGUGCGUACGUAGUCCGUGCGGCAGCACGCCCUCGUAUGUCACGAGGAACCGCCCAUGCUACUCCGCAAUCCUCCAAAGUCCCGACCCGCCACUUGCUUUUUGGGGCCUAUAAAUACUCCAUCCUACUCUGCGCUUCUCCUCAGAAAAACACAGGCAUUAAUUUCCCACUGCUUAGAAAUUACUACUCUACAGAAAGCCAUGGCGACUUCUUCCGCUUUGCUCUGCAGCUCUCUCUGCCUCCUCUUCUUGUUCCGCGGGUCCUUAGCCCAGUUUGGAUUCGGGUUCGGCCAAAGCCAGGGAAUGAGCCCCUGGCAGAGCCCCCGCCGGUUCGGCGGCUGGGGCGGCCAGUGUCGAUUGGAUAGGCUGGACGUCAUGGAGCCCACGCGCCGAAUGCAGUUUGAAGCCGGCCGCAUUGAGUACUUUGAUGAGACCAGCGAGCAGCUCCGGUGCGCCGGCCUGUUCGCAAAGCGCAUUAUCAUGGAGCCCAGAGGCCUCCUCCAGCCUUCCUAUGCUAACGCCCCUAGCCUUCUCUACAUCAUCCAAGGCCCGCCGACUGCACUUAUCCCUAGCUGUCCAUCCGUCUGUCUGUCUGUUUGUUUGUCUGUAUGCAUGCCUCUUAACUACUAUAUAUAUAUUUGA